AUGCGCGAAAGGAUAUCGACCAAAACGGACAAACCCUUUCCGAACGACGACGUGGAUGACAGUGACAAUUUAUGCAACCGCAUAUGGCUCAGCCAUUUGAAAAAUGAGAUGAAAGCGAAAGGGGGCAACACAUGCUCCACGCUGAAGCGAAAAAAAAGCGGAAAUGGAAAGAACAAUCAGUACAGCUCCAGUUACGACAGUGGAGAUACCCACCCGUCCAACCAUGGGGGGGAAGUGGGUCACUGGAGGGAAAAUGCCGACCAGUGUGAUGAGGCUGCCUUUUUUUUCCAGCACAAAUUAAAAGGAAAUAUGCGAAAGGGUUCCACACUCACACACGGAAGUGAGAAUGAAAAGCAAAGUUCCAAAUGGGGGGACACGAUCUUCCCUGCCCAGUUCGGCCCCACAGACGAUGUGAUAUUUCCCUUCGUUCAGCAGGUGAGAGGUGACCUUCACAAGAUUAUGCGAACCGUGGGGGGUUCAUCUCAGCGUCAAGGAAGGACACGGGUCAGGGUUAAGGAAGCAACAAAAGGAAAUGACACCUCAUGGGGGGAAGGCCCCUGCUUGUUAAGCGGGAAAAGCAGGAAAGACAGACACGACCAUGGGGGCCACCAAACGACGAAUGGGUACCACGAAGAGUUUAACAUGAGCGAUAUGUACAGCUGCGACGGGAACAUUCCCGACGUGGACGGGAUAAAAGUGCAUCGAAUGGGUGAAUGGGGUAACCCGAGCAAGCCACACAAACCGGGAAAAAUGCGAAAAGUGAAAAAAAUGAGAAAAUCGCGUGGGGAGAAGAAUUGCAAAAAUCGCCUCAUCGGCUGCAGAAGUGGCAGUGGGACCACCCAGUUGUUCAGCUCCCCUGAUUAUGAAUGUUACCGAUCGGAGGAAGAAAAGGGGAAGGUGAAAAAAAAAAAAAAAAAAAAACAAAGCGACAUAAACAGCAGGGAUGAGUCAAACCAUAUUGCUCCUCUCUUGUUCAAUCUCAUCGACAUGCAUAAAAAUAAUUUAAGCAAAGCCGAUGAGGUUACGGUGAAAAAAUCUUUUAGUCAUUAUUACUACAAAGGCGAGAGGACACGGGGUGGUGCGGAAGGCCGAGGAAGGCACGGCGGUCAAUUCGACGGUGCAUCCCCACGGCAUCGCAAAAAUGGUAGCACAGUAAAUGGUGCCGCUGGAGGAGGAAGUGGCAAUAUUUCCAGCAAAAUUUGCGCUAAAAAUAACGCCCAUAAUAACGCCAAAAAUAACGCCAAUUUUUGCGCCAAAAAUAUUCGCAAAAAAAUUAGCAAACAUACCAACAAGUACAUUGCGGAAGACGAAGACGGAGACGAAGAGGGAAUCUUCGGCGAAACCCAGGACGAAAGGAAAAGGAAAAAAAAAAGCUGUAAAAGCAAAAGCAGCAACAGGAAGCAGGACACCGCAGAAGAGGAUGACCAAAGCGGGAACUGCAGUUCGCGCAAGGCAGGCACGAAAAAUUAUGCACAGGGCAGAAGGGAGACGCUGCAUGAUGAUUCGCGUAUCUCUGCGCCUGAGUGGCACUUUGUGAGGAGCGUAAGUGAAGACGAAGCUUCUGGCCAGAGCGCAGAGGGAAACCAUAAACGUAGCCAUAGAAGCGAUCAUAGCCGUAACAAUAGCCGCAACAAUAGCGAUUGCAAACGUGGCAGCCGCCGAAGCAGCAUCUCAGUCAGCCUGCUCGACGGAGGCCCCCUCCUGGGCGGAAACCUUUUCCCAGCAACCGAAACUGAGGGAGAGGGGUCCCCCCCGAUUUCACCAAAGUAUAACGCACGUGUUGUGCCCAAGUCAGGAGGGGCCGCAACCCCAAGUGGUAGUCACAACGUAAGCGAAAUCAGCAGUGCGCCUAGAAGCGACUGCCCGGACGAGGACAUCUCCUUUAAAAGGAACUCAAAGCAGAGCCAGAAUCUGGCCGAACGAACAAUGAACAACAACAGUUAUUCCUUCCACGACGAGGAGGAAUUUAAGGACGCGGACCAGGACAGGUACGCAGAGGAGGAAAGUCCCCCCCAGAAGGAAUUGGAACAGAGGGGUAGGAAAAAUAAAAAAAAGAAUUCCAAAGGAAUUGAUGUGGAUGGAAGUUUACCCGAAGUAGGGAGCAUCGCCGAAGUGGACCAACCAGGCCAUGCAUCGAAUAGUACCCACGAAAAGGAACCCAAAGAAAGUACGCCCAAAUAUACACACAUAAUAGCUAGCUCCCAAAAAAAAAAAAAAAAUUCAAGUGAAAUUCACGAUGAUGAAACUAUCCACGAUGAGAAAAAAACUUCUGUGAAGGAUAACGUGUAUGAAAAUUUCAUAAGGGAGUACCAAAAUUUGCAAUCGCUCUUUUCGUUUAAUAAGGAAAGGAUAGAGGAAGGUGGCGAGGAUGACGACGAUGGCCACGACGAUGAAGAUGAUGACGAUGAUGAUGAUGAGGAGGAGGAGAGGAAGAAGAGGGAGGACCCUUUCGGAGCAUCACGCAGUAGAGUAUUAAACAGGGACGUGAACGAAAGUCUACGUGAAGAUGUCUUAUCCAAGAAUAACCGCAGCACGAGGUUACCAAAUGAGGGGUAUGCUAACCCAAAGGGAGAAACAUCCCCCCGUGGUACAAACCGAAGCGACAAGGGGGUGGAGUCCCUGGAUCAGCUCUCAUACAACUUUGGCCAAUAUAAUAAGACAGACUCGAUUGACAAAGUAGACGUUGGAGUGGUCCCUAGGGAUGAUUCCCCUCGAAGUCGUGGCAAAGGGUUAGGUGGAAACGAAGACACUGACAGCAGUGGGGUGGUUCCUAUUGGAGAUGACCAACAGGAGAAGACCCACUCGAGUGAAAAAGAGAACGACAGUGGGAUGAACGAAGAGGUGACGCAUGAACACGUAGGAAAGAAUAGAAAGGGACAAAAGUCAGCAGAUGUGGAUGACUCCGUGGGGACUGGUAGUAAAAAGAACAAAACAGAAGGAAGCACCAGACGUGUGAAACAACAAUCCAGUGGUGGAAAUUUGCAAAGCCGUGUGAAGAGGAGCACUCCCGAUGGGGAGACGGGCGACGUUAACGGGGUGCGAAGUAAAAACUCAGAUUUGUUGGUUUGGAAUGAUCUAAUGGGACGGGGUGACAUGCUCGCCGUGGGUGACACAGUUGGGAAGAUGUCCCUCUCCAGCAACAAGACGGUGCCAAACGGAAGCAACUACAACUACUUUGAAUACGAAGCGAACAACUCGAAGAAGCUGCUUCACAGAAACAUGAGCAGCAUGUAUAGCAUGAACGGAUCGAAUUUAACGUUCCACCAGGAUUUUUUUAAAGACAUUUUAUUGUUAAGUGAGGAGAAAAAAAAAGAAAAAAAAAAAAAAAAAUCGAGCAAGCAACACAGUUCCGAUCAUUUUGAUCAGCUUGAGGAGCUGCCCUAUUUUGAUGAAACGAAAAAUGGGAAACAUUCCAAGAAGCGAAGUAACUACACUCACCAGGAGGAUGAAUUUAAUAGAAGCUUAAGUUCCAGAAGGGACAAGUUCAGUGACAGGAAGAGCAGCAGUGCUGCGAAGAGCAUUGCCGCCAAGGGGAGGAGCUUGAGGGAAGAAGAAGGGAAUGAGGAAGACGAUGACGAUGAGGAUGACGUGGAUAGGGAAGAAAGUGAUGAAUAUGGGGACUACGAUGGGGAAGCCGUUGAAGGGGGGGGUUGUAGCUAUGAUGAGGAAGACCUCCACAAUGGCGACCACCUGGAAAGAUCGCAUGGUCCCAGCGAAAGUCACAAAGAGAGAAGGAAGAAAAAAAAACUACAAGGAGAACAUACCAGGAAAAGCAAAAGUGGAAAGUUGGAAAGGGUGAAGAUCGUCGAAGAGAAGAAUAAACCCCACAAGCGUAAGAGUAUUAAGGAGAAGAGGAACUGCAGUCGAACUCAUAACAAUUCGAUUUGCUCCCUGGAGGAUGACGACUUUUAUGAUGACGUGGGAUAUUUCCCUUACCAUGAAAGGAGGGGCCGUCAUCACGAUGCAACAAUUGAAGGUGACCCUCCCGAUGACAACCUCCAUAUUGAUAUGCUGGAUGACCUCCAUAAGGAUAUCCUAGCUUACCCAGAUGAAGUGCAUAACCACGAAGAUGAACCAAACUUGGAAAAAGCAAAAAGAAAACGAAAAACGAGUAGAAGGAAAAAAGAAGAUUUGAGGGAAGAAUACAUGAAGGAGUUUUUCAGCUCAGUUCUGGAUAACCAAAUAUAUAAAAAAAAUCUGAACAGUAAAGACUUCUGUCGUAAUUUUGCCCCAGAGGGGGAGGAGGAUGCUGAUGCAGAGGAGGGAGAAAAACAUAUGCUUAGAAAUAUUUCUAAAGUCAUACGAGCGGAAAAUAUAAACACAGAGAUUGAACUUCUGCGAAAUGAAAUUAUGCAGACGAAGAUGUCCAAGGAGAGCCUACCCAAUGGAGGAAAAAAAAAAGACGCGUAUAAAAGUGGCCACCCUGUGGAGAUGACCCAUAGGAAGAAAAAGUCGAACGAUAAGGAGGAAGAGAAAAGAAACAGCCUUAAAGUGGACCCCAAAACGGGCAAAGAUGGAAGUCAUAAAAAUACGUUUGCUACCCAUUACCAGGAGGAAGAGGAUUACUAUACCCCCCACCAUGAAAAGAAAAAAAGAGAAUCUCACGUGAAGGUGAGGGAUGCCAACGUUGAGGAGGAAGAAAGGUUUAGAAAAUCGAAAGGCAGAAGCAAAUUAGCGGGCAGAGACAGAGCCCACUCGUUUAAUGAGGAAGGACGUGGGGUACCCACACCACAUGGAAACAACAACCACCACCACCACAACAACAGCAACAGUAAUAACAGCGGUGGAGUAGGCGUGGGAGGAUUGCACCUGAACAAAAGCCUCGAAUUUUUUUCCAACAAUUUUUUAAGUUUGAAAAGAUUCAUCGAAAGAAGAAAUGCUGACACAAAUUACGACGCGAAGAGGGAAGACGAUUAUGGAGACAAGGCAGACGAACAAGUAGAUGUUGAUUUUAAAAAAAAAAAAAAAAACUCCUACGAGGAUUAUGAGCAUGCCCAGAUGAUGAACAAGACCAGCCACAAGACGAACCGCGGACUCAGAUUUGACAAUUUUUUUGGAAUGAAUAAACCGAAUAGUGAAUCCUUAAAUUUAUACAAGAAUUUCAUUAAGGAGGAUGGGAAAGGUGGAAAGGGCGACCAGCGCAAGAAGGGACGCACCCGGAGGGAUAGCGGAGAGCGCUUCGAUUCUGGGUUCGGUGCGUGGUUCGGCCAAGGGUUUGGCACUGGGUUUGGCACUGGGUUCGGUUCCGAUUCGGGUGGGGAGCACAGAGGAGCGGCCCGACGCGAGCAGCGGGGCCAGCAUGCGGAGCAGGCAGAGAAAACGGAUAGUAUGGUGGAUGGAAAUGAUGACAAAAAUGAGGAGGUUGAAGAUGAGCAGGGUGACGAUGAUGAAGUGGAUGGGGACGACUCAGCUCGAAGUGCCAGAAGACCCAAGGGGGAGAAGACCUUUUCCGAAGGAAGAGGGGUGGAUGUGGUGGGUGGCCACGCAGGUACUCGUUCGGGUAAGGGCACUCCACGAGGCAGAACCAAAAAGGACACAACAAAUGAGGAAAGCGAUGAAGGUAUACCCAAGGGGGAGAACCUACCGGAUGAGGAACAGCUGUGCGGACCGGGGAAGAGCCACAAGAACGUGAAAAACAUACUGCUCUCCCUAGAGUUAAGCAACGAGGACAAAAUUUAUAAAGUCAGGAAAAUUCUGUACUACUCCUCCAGUGAUGAAAAAAAACUCAUGAUCAACGAAAUAUUAAAUACGUUAUAUGUGUACCCGCAGUUGUAUGUUGCUUGUAUUAUCUGUCUGUUCUAUUUGUUCAUUCUAGACAACGAAUUGUUUGAAAGGAAUUUCAAUUCAGAUGAUUUGGUCUAUCUGUUCAAUGAGAAAAUUGACUUCAGAUACGCCGAAUGGUUUUUGAAAACGUAUAUUUUUUAUAAAUUUAAAUUUUCCAGUGGAACGCACUCUAGUGAAUAUUACAAGAAUUGUGUGCGGAGUGCCGUUGGGAGUGACGGCAAGCGGGGCAGUGUUGACAUCGAGCAGGGGGAGGGCCCCCCCGAUGGGGCAAGCGCGAACGGAGGGGAACCGGCAGACAAGGUGACAGACAAAACGACAGACAAAACGGCAGACAAAACGGAAGACAAAUCUGCAGAUAGCGUUGCUGACGGUGUAAACGCCAACGCAACAGACAAAGAAACAGUUGGAGUUUGUGAUAAGGCCAGUGACAGAACCAGUGAUACCGCACGAGAGAGGCACAUAAAACACAAAAUGUUCGACGUCUUUUUCGAGGGGUACCACUCCAGUGUGGACUCCAUGGAUAACUACUUCUGUGAGAGGAAGAGACACAUGGAAAGAGGAGCAAGUAACGCAAGGGAUGUAAAUGACGCAAGUGACCUCUGGAAAAGUAUAGAAAAACUAAAAUGCGUUGGGUACAAAGAAUGCAAAACUUUGCUAAAGUUAUGUUUAAAAAAUGAAAAAGAAAAAAACAUUAACAAUUUGAAGGCAAGUAAAAUACGCAGUUUAGUCAUUUCGAUCUGGUCCAAUAUCUACACCUCUCGUCCGAAGAAAUCUUUUCUGAAAAUUAUUUUUAAUUGGCUCAAUAGCAGGAAAGACGACCUAAACAAGAAGAAGAAUCUACUGUACUUGUUGCAAUCAGAGAAGAAGAAAAAUAUCCACUUGCAGAGAAUCUGUUUCACCUACUUUUUGAAACACAUCAUUAAGCAUAAGGAGGAGUGUUCAAAUGAUUUGAUUUAUUCGUUGUAUUUGAUCGAGGAGAGUGAAUUGAAAAAAUAUUCAAGGGAAUUUUUUGAAACGAACAGAACCGAUGUUAACCAAUUUAUCUCCAUCUGGAAUGUCAUGUGUAUCCUCUUUUGGGACACGAAAAAGAUCAAUGACUUUGCAUUCCUGCAGAAGAGCAAAUUUUACUACUACGACUUUAUGCUCAUUUUUUUUAGGGCGUUUUAUGAGUAUGUGUGUGUCAAUAAGGGGCUCGAGCGGGGCGCCCUUUAUUUGAAAAAAGGCGUACCCACGGAGGUAACCGGAGCAGUCACAGGUGUGGUAACGGGAACCGAAGUAGCAGAUGGUACCCCCCCACGCAGGAGCAUUUCCGUGUCCAACUGCUCCUCCAACAAGGACGACACGCAGGAGGACGAGGGAGACGGGUACCUCAACCUCUUCGACGUGGAAAACAUAAUCAACAAUUUCAACUUCGACGAUUUUGUAAGCAGCGAAAUGCGGAACAGCAGUUACUUCGAUGCCUUCCUGGGUUCAGCCAGACGAGCAGGAACAGGAGGGGAGGCCAAUUCCACGGGGAGAUCAAAACUUAAUUGGAACGGAGUGGGAAGCGUCCCUCAGAAUGCACUACCAAGCCAGCACACCAAUGAAGUUGGCCCAACGGGGGAGCGUUACAGAGGGGUGGUUCCUUCCUCAUCGCACCGACCAUGCAGCACCGACGGGGUAGAACCACCUUACACCCAACAUUUUGGAGAGCCCUUCCAAGCGGAAAAGCCAAACGAAACAACUAACCAGGGAGGUGAACAUCCCACUUUCCCGGCGACCACCCAACGAAGCACACACCCAAAUGACAGCAGCGAAAUGGAGAAUCUACUCCUCCUAGGAAUAUGCAUCAAAAUCGUUAUUUGUAGAAUUUCCAACCUACUGAAUGCCAAGUCUUGUUUGGAACAGUUUUAUUAUUUUCUGAACAACCAGAAGCUUGGGUUCAGGACCUUUAAAAAUGCUCAUAUGGUUUUGGUUUAUUUUAUUCCCUUUUUUAAGAGGUACUAUUUUUUGUGGAAGUUUAUUGAGCACGAAAUAGAUGUAGAGAUCAUGACCCUCCUUCAGAACAUACUAAACGACUUGGAACAGAUUCAGGUUUCUCAGGCGUCUUCCCCCGUGGGGAGAGUUUUUCCCGGUGUCACUGCUACGCAUCAGCUGUGCGGGGUGAACAAUCCACUACAUGUGGGUGAAAUGAAACAGGGAAAAAACCCGUAUGAUCAGUUCAAUCAGGAGAGCCUCCCUGAACGGUUUACGUCCCCCUUUGGAGAGAGACCCUACGUGAAGAGCAGUACGUGCAACUCCCAAAAUAGGGGUGCGUUCCCAACUGGAGGGGAAAAGAAGAUAAACAGCUUGGAGCAUUUUUACGCAAACGGAAAGUUGAAUUUGCAUCCAAGUGGGCCGAACGGGAGGGUAUCAUCACCCAUAGGUGCAAUCAACACAGUGCCGGUAGGAGUUGUCCCUUUGAAGGGAACGCUCUGCCGGAGUGAAGAAGACACAGAUGAAAAUUGCAUCACCUACGAUGACAUGUUCAGAAAUUACGACAGUGAGAAUAACUCGGAGGGGAAAGCCAGUCCGGACGAUUGUUGCAAUGUGAAGGAGUACAUAACAAGUCUGCACUUCCACAACCCACUUGAGGAGAAAAUACUUUCCAGGAAGAAGGGAGGUGCGUCUCUACAUGGGGAGAAGAAAGGAAGGAAGGACAACGAUGACGGAGAGGGUGCUACCAAUGGGGAUAAUAUGGAUGAGGAGAAUUCUUAUAGCAAGGAAGGAGGCACAACUGUUGGAGAGGCAAACGGAUCGACGUGCCCACACGAAUCGAAGGAAGACCUAUUCGGAUCGAACGCUACACGUGUGGGAAUUUUCCCCAUGGAGACCUCCCUCCACAGGCAAUCUUCUUCCGGUCAGAAUUAUCACAUCAACGGUAGGGAGUAUAAAAAUGGAGGGACUAAGGACCUGCCGUAUGGGAAGAAGACUAGCGGAGGGGGGGGAAAUGUUACUUCCAUGAUGAUGCCGCCAGACCCGUUCGGAAAUGAGAACAACGUAAUGAAGAAAUUUCCCUCCCUGGGGGUGCUGGAUUCUGAAGAUGAGAAGGUAGAAAAUGGCGCAGUGGAUCCCAAGUCAGGCAAGGGACUACCUUUAAGUACUGAAAAAGGCAAGGGAAAAAGAAAAGAUUCCCUGAAAAACAACACUACAACAAAAGGGGACGGAAGUAACAUCAACAACGUCGCCCAUCAGAUGGAACACAUUGGCAACCACCCGAUCAAUGGACCACUGAAUGAGUUUCCCUAUGAGAAUCCAAUGCAAGGCACCCCCCCUGGUAGUGCACUCAGUAAAAAUAUUUGCAUAAAAAAAAAUCCCCUUAACGAUAAUUACCAAGAAGUGGAUUUCACGACGAGCAUUCUGAGAAGGAAAAACAAAUCCGGAGAAAGCAACAAAUCGGGAGAAAGGAACAAAUCGAAAAAAGGAGCAACUGCUCAAAAGUAUCUGAUGCUAAAGGUAGACACGUUUGAGUUAAAGAGAAUGACAAGGAGUAAGCUGAAGUAUCCACCGGUUGGGUUGGUAAACUUAGGGAACACGUGUUACUUGAAUAGCCUUCUGCAGGCCUUAUACAGCACGGUCUCCUUCGUAGUCAAUUUAUACCUGUUUAACAUUCGACAUAAUCCCAAGGAGGGAAUAGAACACAGUUCCAACCCUUUUGCGGGGAAGGAGAUCCCCACCUGUGGACCCAAUGGGAUUAACACACCAAAGGGACCAAUGCAAAUGCACAGACUUAGCACCAUGGAUGGAUUAAAUAACCUAAACAACUCACUCGGAAAAAUGAAUACGCUCACUAGACUUAACACGCUCAACGGAACAACCCCCAUUAACCACAUAGUAACAGCCGAAUCGGAAAGAUUUCUACAGGAGUUAAAAAAUUUCUACAUUAUAAUGACGACCACGAAUAAGACGUAUGUUUCUCCUGACUGCAUUUUGGGUCUCCUCCCAUAUGAACUGAACAACCGAAACCAACAAGACGUGACAGAACUGCUUAGAUACAUUUUCGAUAAAUUGGGAGGAUCGAGUAAAGAAUUCCUUCGACUAAUAUUCUCUGGUGUGCUUGUGCAAAAAGUCCAGUGUCAGAAAUGCUUCUUUGUUUCGAAAAAGGAGGAAGUCAUUCACGAUUUGUCCUUCCCUGUUCCUGUGAGGGCAUCAGAGAGACUUUCCAUUCAGAAGUAUUUCGAUUCGUUUGUGCAGAAGGAGAAAAUCCACGGGUCCAACAAGUACCGCUGCUCCAAGUGCAACAAGAGAAGGAACGCCCUCAAGUGGAACGAGAUCAUCUCUCCUCCGUGUCACCUCAUUUUGAUCCUCAACAGGUACAACUGGUCCUUCAGCUCCAACGAAAAGAAGAAAGUGAAAACGCACGUGAAAGUCAACUCGAAAAUUGUGGUGAACAAUUUUGACUACAAGCUGUAUGGAGCUAUAAUCCACGGAGGAUCAUCUGCCUCCUCCGGUCACUACUACUUCAUUGGGAAGAAGUCCGAGAGGGACCCCCAGGACGAAACGAACGACUGGUACCAGAUGAACGAUUCGGUAAUCACCAAGACGAGCUCCAAGUCUAUAAAUCGGAUUUCCAAGGAUCCCUCCAACGACCACACGCCCUACGUUUUAUUUUACCGCUGCAAGCAGGCGCCCCCCUCCCCCGCGUUACACUUUUAG
Messenger RNA from Plasmodium coatneyi, 10458 nucleotides. RefSeq lists its product as uncharacterized. Gene Ontology annotation, cellular component: cytosol; nucleus. Gene Ontology annotation, biological process: protein deubiquitination. The record is from RefSeq and is a predicted model, not a curated record. The transcript has 2 exons. NCBI's taxonomy places the organism in Eukaryota, Apicomplexa, Aconoidasida, Haemosporida, Plasmodiidae. Gene Ontology annotation, molecular function: cysteine-type endopeptidase activity; cysteine-type deubiquitinase activity. Bases 1 to 10458 code for a protein of 3485 amino acids.